AAUGAUUAGCUGUAAGCGUAAUAGUGUAGAUGCAGCCGAAGCUGAGAAUGAUCAUCAACACCUUAUCUUGAAAAGGCCCAAAAUUAAAGAAGCCGGUGCGCCAAAGACACAUUUUUCGAGUUACAUGAAUGAUAGACAAGAGUUGCUACAUCAAGAACUGCCCACCAAAAUAGCGAUUGAGCAUACAAAAAGUAUCGGUGAGGAAUGGCAAAAGAUGAUAGAAAACAAAAAAGCAGCCGAUCGGGAUAAGCAACGAAUUAUUGAGCAGUCUGAACUAACAGCCGUAAAUACAUUCGAUGAAAGAAUUAAAUCACUAGAAGCGAACCAGAAGAUAAUUUUAGAGAACCAACAAACCAUAUUGCACAACAUCGUAAAACUUCAAGAAAAUAAUUUAAAUGGACUUAGCCAAAUUGCAGCUGUCUUGGAAAAACUGCUAAACAAAAACAGUAUGGUAAAGGUAGAUGCAGUUUUCCCAAUUAAGUCAUGGGAGGAAUUGAAAGACAUAGACGAAUUGUGCCGCAACGAUUCCACUCGUUAUAUCCAAUGCAUUAAAGCGAUAGUUUCUCCAGAGGGUAUAGAAAAAAACUUUCAUCGUCUUGUGGACAGAAAAUUAAUCCAACUUUUAAAUUAUGACGGCGUAAGUAACAAAGCCCCUUUCAAGGACUUUACUUUCCUGAAUAGCGCCAUAUUUGAAGCAAUCAAAAGCGAAGGCUACACUAACAAGGAAUACGUCCGAGAUAUUAGGAAUAGUUUUAAGUUAUAUAAAAACCUAUUUUAUAAAAAGCGUUACGAGGAAAGAAAGAAGAAUAGAAAUCCACAGUAGCAUUAUUUCACUUUACCUUUAGUUAUUUUAUAAACUCGCAUGUUUCAAAAAUACGGACUUAGGCAGGUUUGAUAAGCAUACAUAUAUCGACUCAUCUGUUACAAUCUGUAAUGGCAGAGCACAAUAUGAUUGGUUGGAAUGGAUUAAAACAAUUUUGAUUUACAAUUACGGCAGAACUUACCUUUGAAUAAAUCGUUAAUGUAGUACAUGUGUAUAACUACAUACAACAUAAUUAUUAUCUUUUUCGUUUGAAACAAUUUUAGUUUUAAAUUUUGUUUGUGAAACAAAUUUAUAUUUAAAUUUAAAAGAAUUCUGAAUUACAUUUUAAGUUUUAUAUAUAAUAUGCUACUUGUUAAUUACUUAUUGCAAAAUGAGAAAAUAUAGUA
Molecule: messenger RNA, 1209 nt
Organism: Rhagoletis zephyria (snowberry fruit fly)
Lineage: Eukaryota; Metazoa; Arthropoda; Insecta; Diptera; Tephritidae
Source: RefSeq, a predicted model, not a curated record